Messenger RNA from Bipolaris victoriae FI3, 600 nucleotides. RefSeq lists its product as hypothetical. Bases 1 to 600 code for a protein of 199 amino acids. The record is from RefSeq and is a predicted model, not a curated record. Lineage: Eukaryota; Fungi; Ascomycota; Dothideomycetes; Pleosporales; Pleosporaceae. The transcript is spliced from 2 exons.
AUGUCGCUAUCGUCGUUCAAAAACCCGACGACGUACCAUUUGCUGAGCUAUGGCACUCUUCUCGGCUCCACGCUCUUCCAAUCCUUCAUCUCUGGCGUUGUCGCCUUCCGAGUCCUGCCCCGCUCCCAGUUCUCCCAGCUGCAAAAAAACACCUUCCCCAUCUACUUCUCCCUGCAGACUGCUCUCCCCGUCGCAAUGCUGUUGACCUAUCCCCGCGGCGGCGCUACUUCUCUUCUCCCCUCGUUCCUCCAGCCUGCCUCGGCCGCCAACCCUCCUCCGUCCUUUUCCUUCUUCGCGCCCGCCACUCCCGCCGCGUCCACCAACAAGCUCGCUGCCUGGCUGCACGCCACAAUGCUUGUCACUGCGCUGGCCAACUUGGUGUACAUUGGACCCAAGACAACCGAGAUCAUGGGCAUCAGGAAGCACCAGGAAACUCGGGAUGGCAAGAAGAGCUACGACAAUGGGCCCCAUAGCAAGGAGAUGCAGGCGCUCAACAAGCAGUUUGCUAUCCUGCACGGUGUCAGCACCAUUUCCAACCUGAUUGGACUUGGCGCCAUGAUUUGGUAUGGUGCUGUUCUUGCGGAUGGACUGAGCUUGUAA